GAUUGAUCAGUUGAGAAUGUGGCAGCCUUAUGCACUUUCGGCACUGUAUCUGGUAACUAUCAAGUUAGGAGUGUUUGGUAAUCUAUGGGUCAUUUGCUCAGUGAUAAGAAACACACGACCACGGACACACAGCUGGUCCAGAUUGCCAAGUGACCGCCUGAGGACCUAUAUUCUGGUGCUGGCACUCGUCGAUUUGAUCGUUAUUAAUAAUACAAUUUCGUGCAGAACAAAAAAAAGCACUUUAGCCUUAACUUGUUUGGAUCUACUUAGAUAAUU
Molecule: messenger RNA, 276 nt
Organism: Gongylonema pulchrum
Lineage: Eukaryota; Metazoa; Nematoda; Chromadorea; Rhabditida; Gongylonematidae
Source: the annotation of a GenBank genome assembly